AUGGAAACAAAAGUCAAGAAAAAGAAUGUGAACAAAGCCUGUAACACUCUGCCAAAGGCUGGAGAGAGCCCUGCUAGUGUCUCUAGCAUCUUGCCUUCAGAGCAGGUUUCACCAUCUACUGUGUCAGAUCUUCCCAGAAUUUUGCCCAGAGUAACACACCUAGAAGCUGGACCCCUAAAAAGGCGACCAGGCACUGCAAUAAUAUCAAAACGGUCAGAUUCUUCAAACAUGUCUCAGAUGCCACUGGAUCGGCCCCACAUCCCACCAAGAAGACCUCGCUUCAGUGUAUGCUAUAUCUGUGGCAGAGAAUUUGGGUCACAGUCUAUUUCUAUACAUGAACCCAAGUGCCUAGAGAAGUGGCAUAUUGAAAACAAUCAGCUACCAAGGCAUCUCAGAAGAGCAGAGCCGAGAAAACCUGAGGUCCUUGCUGGUGGUUCUUGUAUGCCUGCAGCUGAAAAUGAGGCAGCUUAUCAUAGUGCUCAAGCCCAGCUCCUGCCCUGUGGAAACUGUGGACGAACCUUUCUUCCCGAUCGUCUCAUUGUGCACCAAAGGAGUUGCAGAGGAGGCAGCAGCGGUGUGGGGCUGUCAGGCUCUAGCCCCCGUAGCUCCGGUAAAGGGCCAAGCUCUGUGAUAAGGCAGCCACCAACAGUGAUUUGUUACAUAUGUGGCCGUGAAUACGGAACAAAAUCUAUUAGUAUCCAUGAGCCACAAUGCCUAAAAAAAUGGCACCGGGAGAAUGACAUGCUACCCAAGCACUUGAGAAGGCCAGAGCCCAAAAAGCCUGAAGUCAUUACCAUACAAGCCAAAGGUUUCUAUGAUCUUGAAUCUUUAAAUGAGGCUGCCUGGAUCAGCGCCCAGAACCAGCUAGUUCCAUGUGAUAUUUGUGGGCGUACUUUUCUUCCAGACAGACUGAUCGUUCACCAGCGGUCCUGUAAACCUAAACCUGCAAAGUGA
Molecule: messenger RNA, 954 nt
Organism: Antrostomus carolinensis (chuck-will's-widow)
Lineage: Eukaryota; Metazoa; Chordata; Aves; Caprimulgiformes; Caprimulgidae
Product: zinc finger protein 474
Exons: 3
Coding region: 1-954 (317 amino acids)
Source: RefSeq, a predicted model, not a curated record